Molecule: messenger RNA, 930 nt
Organism: Prunus armeniaca (apricot)
Lineage: Eukaryota; Viridiplantae; Streptophyta; Magnoliopsida; Rosales; Rosaceae
Source: the annotation of a GenBank genome assembly
AUGGCUCAUCAUAGGCGUGGUCGGGGUGGUGUCCGAAUGGAGGGCCGUAACUCUACAGACGACAUGGAUGAAAUUAAAAGAAUGAUUCAACAACUCACUGAUCGUGUCGCUCGCAUCGAGACUCAAAGCCAUGGUGGUGAGAGUUCCGACGGGGAGGGAGACGAAAAUCCCUUUUACAACCACAUGCCGAUGGAAGGUGUGCAAAGGGGACGAGAUCAUUAUGGUCGAAAUUUCGACAUGAAAGUAGACUUACCUGAGUUCGAGGGAAAGAUGCAACCUGAUGACUUUGUUGAUUGGCUCAAUACUGUUGAGCGUAUAUUUGACUACAAAGAGGUGUCGGACGAGAAGAAAGUUAAGAUCGUAGCCAUUAAAUUGAAGAGGAAUGCCUCUGCAUGGUGGGAGCAGCUAAAGACUCGGCGUGAUCGUACCGGAAAAUCCAAAAUUAAAAGCUGGGAGAAAAUGAAGAAAGAGCUAAAGAGAAAAUUUUUGCCAGAAAACUACCGUCAAGCAAACUUCCUGAAACUUCAUAAUCUGCGACAGGGAAAUCGGACUAUUGAGGAAUAUACUGAAGAAUUCGAUCUCUUAACCAUGAGGUGUGGACUCGUCGAAGAAGAAGAACACACAGUUGCACGUUAUCUGGGAGGGAUGCGUAGAGAACUUCAUGAUGUGGUGGUCUUACAGCAAUACUGGAGUUAUGAUGAUGUCUUCAAGUUAGCCAUACAAGUAGAGAAACAGAUAAAGACACGGUCACGGCGUGUUGGAAUAGAGGGUUCUGAGCAAAAAAAUUCUUGGAUGACUAAAGGCUCAUCAAAUUCUGAGCCAGGGAAGCAUGAAGCACCUAAGACCAAUGCACCAGAGAAGUUUACUACCAGCAAACCGAAAGGGAUCAAGUGUUUCAAAUGUUCUGGGCCUAGGACAUAUUGCUUCUAA